GACGGCCUGUGGUUGGGCGGUACAGGAGUUGGUGCCCCACUCUGAAGGUUCCCCGGCGUCCGGAGAGCUGAGCUGUUUCAGAGCGCCGGCAACUUCCCUCAAGUCCAGCCAGGUAACCAUUCCAUGGUCUGAAUUGGGAAUGAGAUCUUCUGGAAUCUCAGAACAGAAAGCUUUUUGUUCAAUAUGGAAGACAAAAGACGACGAGCCCGAGUGCAGGGAGCCUGGGCUGCUCCUGCCAAGAGCCAGGCUACUGCCCAGCCAGCUACUGCUGCUCGGAGCCAUCUUUCCCAAACACCGGGGCAGGCCUGGAAGAACAAGGAACAGCAGCUGCCUGACAGAGAGUUUGUGUUCCAAGAACCUCAGCUGGUUGUACGUACAGCCCCAGAACCCAGAGUGAUUGACAGGGAAGGUGUGUAUGAAAUCAGCCUGUCCCCCACAGGUGUGUCUAGGGUGCGUUUAUAUCCUGGCUUUGUGGACUUGAAGGAAGCUGACUGGAUAUUGGAGCGCCUUUGUCGGGAUGUCCCCUGGAAACAGAGGAUGGGCAUCAGAGAGGAUAUAACUUAUCCGCAACCAAGACUUACAGCAUGGUAUGGAGAGCUUCCUUACACUUACUCAAGAAUCACUAUGGAACCAAAUCCUCACUGGCAUCCCGUGCUCUGUACUCUGAAGAGCCGCAUUGAGGAGAACACUGGCCACACCUUCAACUCCUUGCUGUGCAAUCUGUACCGGAACGAGAAGGACAGCGUGGACUGGCACAGUGACGAUGAGCCCUCACUGGGGAGCUGCCCCGUCAUUGCGUCACUUAGUUUUGGUGCCACUCGGACUUUUGAGAUGAGGAAGAAACCCCCACCUACGCUGCGGUCUUGUUUAGAGACAGAGUCCUCGGCUUUAAAGAGAUAAAACUAAGAUAUUGGCAGGGGAAAUGGAAUGACAGCUUGGCGUUUGCUGAGCAGUUCGUCGUGAGGGGCCCGGGACACCGGAUGCAGAGAACAGCGCUGGCCGGGACUCAGGUAAUUGCUGGAACUGGUGGGUGUUCUUUUAGUUUAUUUUCUUCUGUUCAUGUGGACAUUUGUCAUAAUAAAAAGCCUGAAUAGAAAGAAUCAAACAGAAGUUUUCAGACAAUCUCUUUAUACUCAAAGAUAUUCUAAGGGAACCUUAGUCUGAAGGAACAUUAUCCUAGGUGGAAGAUCAGAAAAAGCAAAAGGAAUGGUGAGCUGGGCAUGGUGGCACCCUAGAGGAGGAGGCAGAAAGGUCAGGAGUUCAAGGUCAUCCUCCGCUACCUAGUGAGUUUGAGGUCAGCUUGAGCUACAGGAGACCCUUGUCUUGAAAAACAAAAAACAAUCAAAGAAAAGGAGGUGAAGAAAAUGUAAAUCCGACUGAACACCGGUUAUGUAAAAUCAUCGUAAACCACCUCUGAACUCUUAGAAUUGUAGCACGAGCAAGCAAACGCCCUGUAACUGGGGAAUUGACAAAAUGGAGUUUAAAUGGCUUGGGGUCCUUGUGUGGCCUAGCGUAGAAUUAGGUAUUGAGUUGCACUAGGCUCUGGCAAGUUUUGGAUUCAUAACACAGCUUCCAGGGUAACAAUUUCAAGAAUACCCUAAGUACAUAUGAGUCCAGUGCUAACUAUGGGGAAGAAAAAAGGGAGGUAUGACUAGAGAUGAGUCACAGUUAAGAGCACCUGCAGCUCUUUCAGAGGACCUGGUUCAGUUCCCAGCACCCACGUGGCAGCUCACAAUGCUCUGUUACUCCAGCUCCCAAGAAUCUGAUGCCCUUUUCUGGUCUCCGUGGCACCAGACACACAUAUGGCAUACAUACACGCAGGCAUGCACACACACAUACACAUAAACUAGAAAGAAAUUGGGAAGAAUGGAAGGAUACACCUUUCCCUGCCAUCAACAGCAAAAAAUAAAAAUAAAAAUAAUAUAAACAAAACAUAUAAUGGAUAGACUAAGCAGAAAACACAAAUAAGGUGGUAGAUUUGAACCCGACUAUGUGGGUAAAUUCAAUCAAAACCAAUAGACUAAUUAAUUAAAAAGUAAAUAUGGUCAAACUAGAUUUCAAAUAUCAAACUGUGUGCUAUUUACAUGAGGUGAAUUUAAAAUGUAAAGUCACUUUGAAAAAUUAAAAGCUUAGUGCAUGCAAAUACUAAACAAUAAAAUAAUAGGGCAGUGAUAUUAGUAUUAAACAAAGCAGAUUCAAGACAGAAACAUGGAUAGAAAUAAGAGGGUUAUGGAAAAAUACUAAACAUUAAAAUUUUAAAAUUACAUUUAUGUAUGUGGGGGAAUGUUGUGGAUGAGGGUGUACCAGAGAACAUGUGUGGGACAGCUUGUGGGAGGUGGUCCUCUUCUUCUACAGUGUGGGUCCCAGGAACUGAAGUCAGGUCACUAUGGCAGACCUGACAGUAGGUACUCUUAACCUGCUGAACCAUCUCCCCAGCUCCCAAAGCUUGCUAAACAUGUUGACUGCUGUGAGAGUCUGUGUGCUGCUUCUCCCUGGGGGGGGGGGGGUGGGCUGGGGAGACAGAGGCUGUGCUCAGGAGAGCCAGGUGGCCUGAUGGCUGCCAGCCUGGUUGAUCUCUUUGCUAGAUAGCAGUGAUCUGGUUUUGCUUCCAAGCUACUGGAUACAGGAUAAGCUAUGCCUUUGCUUUCUGGUCUCUCCCAUGCCACAUUUCAUCAUGAGGAGGUUUGUUGUCUCAAUGAGUGAAAGGUAAGAGUGUUGUUACCUGGACAGCUGACAUCAGAGCAUAAGCCCUCAGUCAUGUUAGCUCUGUGUUCACAAAUUACCUAGCCAUAGAUAAGUCACGUUACGUGUGUUAACUCCCUCAGUCCUCCUAGUGACCCUGUGAGGUAGAUUUUAUUUUUUGUCCCCAUUUUAAGAACUGAAAAUCAGGACAAAAGCAAGUGGAGGAACUAGUUCAACGUCAGAGAACCAGAGAGGGGAUAGGCAAGAUUGGAGCCCAAGCCUUGCCGCUGUGCUGACAAUUUAUAUCUCUGAGUAAAUCUCUAGUAUCAGCAUAUGGAAAAAAUCAUACUGAAGAGCAGUCAGCUUGGAAAGGCAGAGGUGAUACGGGGAGAAAGUGGAGACAUCUUCAUACAAGAUACGAGUAUUUACUAAACUUGCAACAACGUUUAAACAUUGCCGAGUAGGGGGCCAAGAUGAGACCCUAGAAACAGAUAUGCACAAGUGUGGGUUGGAUAGACAGAUAUUGUAGUGGGGGAUGGGGAUGGAGAGUAAGUAUACUGUGUCCUGUUGGGAAGAAGUGUCUAUCCAGAUGGGAAAUCACAAAUACAAGUUGCUACCUACUAUCACAUUUGGUUAUGUACUCCAGGCAGAUUUAAAACCUUUGAGGGGCUUGGGAGCUGGCUUGAAGUUUAAAACACUCGCCACACAAGUGUGAGACUGGUCACAUCCACAGAAACCCGUGUGACUGUUGGAUGAUAUGAUGAUCUGUCUGUAAUUCCAGCCACAGAAGGUGGAAACAGGGACAGGGAUCCUCAGAGAAAGCUGGCUAGCAAGACUAGUCACAUGGAUGAGCUCUGGGUUUGACUGAGAGACCCUGCCUCAAUAAGUAAGUUGGAAGAGCAAUGGGAGAUGAUUCCUGACAUCCACCUUGGGCUUCCACAUUCACACAUUUGCACCCACACACAUGCAAAACCUGCACACACACACACACACACACACACACACACACACACACACACACACACACACAAGCAUGUGAACUCCAUACACUGAAAAUGGAAAAAGGAAAAAGAAAACUUUUGCAGGAGGUAACACAGGAUAUCUUUAUAUCUUGACUCUUGCAUUACACUGCAGUACAAUCAAUCAAGAAGCCUCUCUAUUUGACAGAGACAUCAAAUACCAGAUAACAAGAUGCACGGCCUAUGCAAAGAAAUAUUGGGAACUUGCAAAUCAUGUCCAGAAUGACUAAGGCUAUCUCUCAACCCGAAAGAAACAUGGAUAAGGGAUUUGAACAGUUUAAAGAAGGUCCCAAUGCAGGGCCGGGGUGUCG
This is a messenger RNA of Peromyscus californicus insignis, 4012 nucleotides long. RefSeq names its product alkB homolog 3, alpha-ketoglutarate dependent dioxygenase (gene Alkbh3). Lineage: Eukaryota; Metazoa; Chordata; Mammalia; Rodentia; Cricetidae. Gene Ontology annotation, biological process: DNA repair; DNA alkylation repair. The record is from RefSeq and is a predicted model, not a curated record. The transcript has 9 exons. Gene Ontology annotation, molecular function: dioxygenase activity. The coding region runs from base 184 to 900 and encodes 238 amino acids. Gene Ontology annotation, cellular component: nucleus.